GACUUAACUGCACUCCCAACUGUUAUACCAAAGCAAAGAUAAUAAAUUCCCCAUUACAAUUGCAUUUUUUUUUUAAAUUACUCAUUAAAAUAACAAAGAAUAAGAGGAAUUAUGUCUCAGCCACCUGCCAAAGAAGUUCUUCCUCCCUCAUACGAAGAGGUCAUGAAUACAUCGGCCGAUACAACUCCAACACCACAGCAAGGCACCAAGUAUCCCAAUCCAAAUGUUGGUGUUACCGAGGGUGCCAAUCAGCCACCACAACAAUAUUAUGUGCCACAAGCUCCACCCAAUCAACAAUAUUCUGCAGGUCCCUUUUAUCCGGCUUCUGCACCACAGCCCGGAUACCAAGUACCCUCCUAUGGAGCUUUUGAAUCUACUCCAGUCAGUGUGGUCAUACAACCUCCCACACUACUCGAAACACCCAACAUCAUUGUUGUUGGCGGCUGUCCCGCUUGCCGUAUAGGCAUACUCGAAGACUCUUACCCUUUGUGUGGCCUUCUUUGUGCCCUUGUCUUCUUUCCAGUGGGUAUACUUUGCUGUUUGGCUAUGAAAAAUAAACGUUGUACCAAUUGUGGCACAGAAUUCUAGACGUCCAACCAUAAUAAUAAGACAUUAAUUUUUUUAAAAGGCAUUUCCCCGGCUGAAGGGGAUUUGUAAAGUCCAAGCAUUUUUUUUUUUUGAAAAUAGUUGAAGCCACAGAGAAUCCCCUGAAAAAUUAAGCUUUAUAUAUGUUUAUCGCCAAGUACACAUAUGUAUGUAAAUGUUAUGGGAUUGAUACGAUAUAAUCGAAGGCUUGCGAAGAGCCUAUAAACCACUAUUCCUUAAAUUUUAGACUACAUGUACUAUGUGGGUAAUGCAUAGAUAUUUUACAGUAACUAAUGCCUAGAUUAAUGUAUGUAUUAUGUUAAUACCCAUGGUCCGUACAUGAUAUUCGUAUACCUUUUACUUGUUUUACAUAAUUAAGAACAUUUUCUUUAUAUUGUUUUAUAUUUGUUUUAAAUCGUUGUUAAUAUUUAUAUACAUAUUUGCGUGUAAUCUCUAUAUAUUCGAAACUAUACACCCAUUAUUACCAUAGAACGUACGUAUGUAUGAAUCAUACCAAUAACAAACAAUAAAUAUUAGAUAAUAAAUAAA
This is a messenger RNA of Stomoxys calcitrans (stable fly), 1134 nucleotides long. RefSeq names its product membrane protein BRI3. The record is from RefSeq and is a predicted model, not a curated record. NCBI's taxonomy places the organism in Eukaryota, Metazoa, Arthropoda, Insecta, Diptera, Muscidae. The transcript has 2 exons. The coding region runs from base 112 to 588 and encodes 158 amino acids.